CUUUUGAGAAACAUGUCCUUGCUUCCUUUCCUUUCCUUCUCAGCCUCAUUCUCCUUCCCUUCAAUCCUUACAUGAAGGUCUCCAUUGACAUGGCAAAGGAUGUAGAUACAAGCUUCAGACAUCCUCUUCCUGGAGGUUUGUCUUUGUUAAGCAUGGAUUUCACUUCAAAGGGAAUUUCAUGGGCUGAUAACAUUUGUCAGAAAUGGGGAAGUAUAUGUGUGGAUAAUAUCCUCUCUCAGGAACCAUGCAAGUAUGUUGGUGUGUUUGGGGAACAUUUUAGGAGGAUGUUGGAUGAGGUUGCUGAUGAUUGGCUUAAUCAUUCUGAUGAUUCUGUUGCAGGUCCUGUUUCUGAUUUGUCUUUAGAACAUAAUGUUAUUUCUCAGGUUUGUAAGAAGUCAAGGCUGGGUUUUGAUGAUCUGAAUGCUUCAAUUAAUGGUAUGAAUCAUGUGGCGCAUUGUGAUGAGGAUUCAAACUGUGAAACAUCAGAGAAUUUGGAUGAAAAUUUGGGUUCUCACUGUUCUGAUGCAGUUUUAAGUGCUAGGAUGAAUCAUGUUGCACAAUGUGUUGAGGAUUUGAACUCCGCAACAUCGGAGAAUUCGGAGGAAAAUUUGAGCUCUGACUGCUUUGAUGCAGGUGCAAGGACUAUUGAAUGUUUAGAUGGAUUGUCUAGAGAAAAAGAAGAAGAAGAAGAAGAAGAAGAAGAAGAGGAAGGUAUUGUUCAUGAUAUUGUUGACUUACAUAUGGAAUCCACUGAAGAUUUUGAGGAUGUAAACAUCAAAGAUAUUAUGGAUGACAUUGAAACUUCCAAACUUGUUUCGAUCUCACAACCUGCAUGCAAUAAAGUUUCAUACAAGAGAAAAUUCAGGCAUGCGUUUUAUUCCAAAAUAAUAUCAGCAAAGAAGGACAAAGAUGACAUAGAAGCUUGUUUUACCAACAAUGUUAUGAAGAAGCAAGAUAUGUUGGGAAAUGCUGCAUCUGAAAUAUCAUUGCAGCAAUCUUUCGAAGCUGAUUGGGAGAUUCUGUAAUUUUAUCAUCGACCUUUCUUAAUAAUAAUAAUGUCAGAUAAACUGGCUUGUCCCUGUCUCUCUGUCGGUGAAAUUGUAUAUAAGAGACAAUGGAAAAAGAGAUGUAUCUAUAGUACAUUUUGAAACAUCGGAUGGCUCAAGGAGGAAAUGGCACUGGCUAUAGUCUGCUGAAGGAGGAAGAGUCAAGUUAAAUUCAGGUAUUAAACCGGUGUUCUCAUCUCUUGCAUUGACAAGGGCAAUGCUUGUAUCAUCAGCAAUGUUACCUGCAAAUUGUUUAUAACUUUCACUGUGAUGUAUAUAUACAAUAUGAGGGGGAAUAUUGUUGCAGAAACACUAUUCUGCAUGACUUGUUUCUGUUUUUCUGCAACCAAGCAUUUUAUUAUGUCAACUUGGUCAAGUUCAAUGUU
This is a messenger RNA of Dioscorea cayenensis subsp. rotundata (Guinea yam), 1432 nucleotides long. RefSeq lists its product as uncharacterized. Lineage: Eukaryota; Viridiplantae; Streptophyta; Magnoliopsida; Dioscoreales; Dioscoreaceae. The transcript is spliced from 7 exons. The coding region runs from base 72 to 1025 and encodes 317 amino acids. The record is from RefSeq and is a predicted model, not a curated record.